AUGGACUAUUGCCUCCCCGUAAAACGAAAGGCUGAAGACGAAGACGACUCUUCCCCUUCAAUAUGGUCAUCACAACAACGACAACGUCCAAGAAGACCUACAAAACGACCCUGUCUCCGUCAUCCUAACGACGUAGAAGAUAUUGGCAUCGUCGCCCCUAAUGCCGACCCAGGCCCAGCAACUGGCUCGUUACUCCAGCUCAGAAAACCUCCAACAAUACCCAUCGACGCCACUUCCUCCCAUAUCGCCUCCCAUAUACCCCCCAUAUCAAGGACAACUCUCAAAGAGCUCGACCUCGAUGCAAUAAUGCGAAAUCCACAACUUCGACACGACUUGCUGUUUGACGGAAACCUCCAGUUUCGCCCAACUUCAACGAGACGCAAGACGGAACGCGCGGAAAAGUACUGGCAAGCAAUCACAACCGAGCUCGAGACAGGCUGCACUUGUGUCUCGUUCGAUAUUCGUGGAAAACCCCAUCCGACUGUGUGUGCUUGCGCCCAUGUCUCAACCCCAGCAGUCAAUCCUGUCGUUGCUUAUUCCCCCACCCUCCAUGUGGCAACUCUCCGAAUGCCUUCUCGAAUUCGAGCGCUGUUGGAAGAGUUAUUAGAGGUGUUGCUGCUUGUGAUUCAGCCACUGUCGACGCUGGGUGGCGCGCCAGCAAGUCCCACGGCCGCGCAACAAGCCGACCAUCUUGCCCAAGCGGCGUAUAUUCGCUCAGUCUUCGAUCCAGCCCUUAUCGAGCAAGAGCUAAAACAUAAGCUUUUCGACCCUUCCAGCCUUUUCCGUGCAAUUGGUCUUACUCUUCAAGGCCAUUGUGCUCCAAUGCGAGAUCAGGCAGUCGAGCUUAUGGUUCAAUUAGCCCAAACGUGUGCUCCAGGAGGUAACGGCACAAAGGCGGACGCGGUCCGGGCGGUGAGGAUGUGCAUGGACAUACUCGAGCUCAUGAAACUGGACAUUGCCAACCACCAGCUCCAAACGUUGCGACCCUUCCUGAUACGCACCUCGGGCCAGUUUGAGCUACGGUCCUUCAAGAGCCGCAAAAACGGGCAAGGCUUCCAAAAGACGCGCGAAUGGCUUGCUGCCGCGCAUGCAUCGCUACUUGCCCGUAGCGAUCCAAUACCAAUACCAUACCCCCCAGGGCAACUACAUUACCAAAAAUUACAACGUAACCAGCAAAUCUACCUCUCAACACUCAGGGGCCUCACGGACCUAGUUUUCACCAGUCCAUCUCCCGCCAACCUCAUUUCACUGCCCAUAUCAGUCUCGCAGGGAUCGUUACCCACCAUCUCCUCACUUCCCGGACACCCAGAAACGACCUACCUUGACACUGCGCGGUUAUUACUGCUCAAUAUUGAUGCCGGCGAUCUCACAGCUCUGUCCAUGUUCUUGUUGCUGUUCCGCCAACUACGUUUCUCCACUAGGAACGGAAACGUGGACGAGUCGGAACUUUGCAAAAUAAAAGGCGAGAUCCGGGACAUUGGCUCUGCACGAUUAGGCUAUGCCCUUUUGUGUGGAAAGUCUUACACUGUCGACAAGGAAGAGUUGGACAAGUGGCGCUCGCUGAAGCAAAGUGUCGUUCUACAAAUUGCGAUGCGAGCCCGUGGGACAGCCACUAGCGUCGAUGAGAGUGUGUUAAGUCUGGCCCAACGGUGGGCAGAUGAGAACAUUCAACAUGGCGCUAUUCUGGAGGGCAUGCUUCGUAACCGGUUAAGGGACGCCGUCUUCCAUGCCGUUGUCUCACGCACAUUUCCCGGUCGCGAUAGCGUGGGUGGUGAGACACCGAUGAUGGCGGGCAUGGAAGUGCUGCAGGACGAGAUCAAUACCCUUGCUGAAAACAUCAGUCGACUUGCGCUUAUCCACAUCAACACCUACCUCGCCGUAUAUGAGAGCGAGAACUUUUUAGAGACGGGUUGA
Mycena indigotica is the source of this 1914-nucleotide messenger RNA. Its product is annotated as Vacuolar ATP synthase subunit B. The transcript is spliced from 3 exons. Bases 1 to 1914 code for a protein of 637 amino acids. The record is from RefSeq and is a predicted model, not a curated record. NCBI's taxonomy places the organism in Eukaryota, Fungi, Basidiomycota, Agaricomycetes, Agaricales, Mycenaceae.